ACUCAGAAACAGACAUGGACGAGAAAGAAUUGAUGACCUUUAUGGUAAGGAAAUUUAGUCGACUGUUAAAUAAUGACAGUCAACUGACUAACCUUGUAGGUCAAGGCAAAAAAAAGAGCUUUAGUACAAAUGUUUUCCAGUGUUAUGAAUGUGGAAAGGAAGGUCACAUCAAGCUUGAUUGUCCAAAUCUAAAGCCAAAGCAAAAAGGAAAGAAGAGAUUUCCUCAAGGCAGAAACAUGAAAAGAAAAGAAGCAUACAUUGCUUGGGAGAACCCAGAAUCUGAGAGCUCAAGUGAUGAGGAUACUGAUCAAGAGGAGGAACCCAACAUUUGCAACAUGGCUGGAACACUAAGUGAUGACAGUGACAACAAUGAAGAAUUUGAGAAGCUGCCAAUAGAAGAAAAGUAUCAACAACUAAUUGAAACAUUCAGCGAACUACAUGCUAAAGCAAUGCGACUGGAAUACAAGAUUUCUCUUAGCUCCAAGAAUUCUCCAAGAAGACGGUGGUGAUCAAAGAGGAGAUUUUCUGCGCUCACAUUUGUUGAUCAUUAUCUACACAAGAAAGGUGCUUUUGUGUGAUCGUCUUGAAAGCUUGACAUCCUGUGAAGACUGCUGAAUUGUGUUGAAGGCUUGGCAUCCUGUGAAGACUGCGGAAUUAUGUUGAAGGCUUGGCAUCCUGUGAAGAUUACUGAAUUGUGUUGAAGGCUUGAC
This is a messenger RNA of Vigna radiata var. radiata (mung bean), 710 nucleotides long. RefSeq lists its product as uncharacterized. The transcript has 2 exons. NCBI's taxonomy places the organism in Eukaryota, Viridiplantae, Streptophyta, Magnoliopsida, Fabales, Fabaceae. The record is from RefSeq and is a predicted model, not a curated record. The coding region runs from base 15 to 509 and encodes 164 amino acids. Gene Ontology annotation, molecular function: zinc ion binding; nucleic acid binding.